AAAACCAUCCCAAAGUCCCAAAGCAGAAGAAAAUUAUUUAUACAGACUCAGUAGCUCUCUGUAUGCCUAUCCGUAUUUACAAUACUCUACUUCUAUUUUUCUAUGCGGAUUUCCUUCCUUCUUUUUCCUUCAAUAUCUUUUGCUAUCCCAAUUUCCCUGGAAAAUUUUUGGUCUAUGAUCUUCCAUUUUCUUCAAACACCCUUUGUUUCCAUUCUUAGAAUCCCUCCGUCUUUUGAAAAACCUACACACCUCCACUAUAAGAAACCCUCUUAAAUCUUCUCUUCCACGGCGGUUUUUGUAUUGAUCUCUGUUUUUCUACGUUUUCUUGUCGAUUGAAUUCAUAACCGUCUUGGGAUUGGUUUGAAAAUGAGUUCUAUAGACGUCGAUUACGUGAAAAUUGAGAAAGCAAAAGCAAUUGCGAGGUAUCGUCGGUUUCGAAAGAUUGCGAAAUUGUUCCAAAUGCUUGAGAUCAUCGUGGCUCUAAGUUUGCUCUCAUGGUCGACGACUCGGCUUCCGGCGGUUAUGAAAAUCUCUGGUGAGUAUGUCAUGAGGGUCUCCGUCUACUUACUCAGCCCUCACGCCAUAUUUUUGAUCGGAAACGCAAUUAUCAUUGCGCUUGUUGUUCUUUCCCGCCAAAACUAUGCUGGUUACAACACCGGCAACGCCGAUAUGUAUGACGAUUAUGUCCGUCAUAGUGAGAUUCAGCAAAGGGUCGCCGAUCCUCCCGACGGUGAAAUCCUCCCAUCAUCGCUGGCGCCGGAGACGGAGAGGAAGACCGAUGACGACUACAACAACUGUAAGCAGAUCGUGUGCUUGGAAAAUGCUGUUUCGCAACCGCAAUGUGACGCUGUUACGGAUGCCAUAGAGGAAGCGACGAAGCAGAUACGUAGGUUCCAGAGAACCCAAUCGGAGAAGUUGAAACGGGAAAUAGCCGUGAAGCCCCGGCGAGAGCUCCGUCGAUCGGAGACAGAGACUCGUGAUAUAGUCGUCAUCUCCGGCGAAAGGCGGACGAUGAUGGCUUCUCUUGACAACGUGGACAGUCUUAGUAACGAGGAGUUUCGUCUCACCAUUGAUGCCUACAUUGAAAAGCACCAGAGGUUUUUCAAAGCCCAGACAUUAGAAGAACAAAAGCAGUAAAAAUAAACAGUACUAAGAGUUACAGAGGCAGAGAGAGAGAGAGAGAAGAAAUCUUCUAUGGAUUUCUAUUUUAUUUUUUCCUUUUCGUUAUCUUAUUCAGAUUCUCUUGUAGUACCACGCACUGCAAUGUACAUGGUUGUUUUCCCUAGUUCUUAUUUUCUCUGGAAUUAGGAAGGAAGAAGGAG
Molecule: messenger RNA, 1322 nt
Organism: Ilex paraguariensis (yerba mate)
Lineage: Eukaryota; Viridiplantae; Streptophyta; Magnoliopsida; Aquifoliales; Aquifoliaceae
Source: the annotation of a GenBank genome assembly